Salarias fasciatus (jewelled blenny) is the source of this 4874-nucleotide messenger RNA. Its product is annotated as membrane transport protein XK-like. The transcript has 3 exons. Gene Ontology annotation, cellular component: membrane. The coding region runs from base 200 to 1642 and encodes 480 amino acids. NCBI's taxonomy places the organism in Eukaryota, Metazoa, Chordata, Actinopteri, Blenniiformes, Blenniidae. The record is from RefSeq and is a predicted model, not a curated record.
CCAGCCCUCGGAACUGCAGCGUCCCGGCCGCCUCACGUCGCGGACGAGCUGCUGCUGCAGCGGCCGCGUGCCUCCGACGCAAAGCCGUCCGUCCGCGCGCGGCGGGGCCCCCGACUGACGGCUCGUCGGUUUCGGUAUGGACGUGCGGACCCCGAGCCAAGCUGCGCGCCGGCGGCCCCCCAUGGCGGAGUGAGCGAGGAUGCGCCUCCCCAGCUCCAUCUUUGUGUCGGUGUCUCUGUUCACGGCCGAGACCACGGCGGCGCUGUACCUCAGCUCCACGUACCGCUCCGCCGGGGACCAGAUCUGGCAGGGGCUGACGCUGCUCUUCACGCUCGUGCCGUCCGUGCUGGUGCAGCUGACCCUCACCUUCAUCCACCGGGACCUGAGCCGGGACCGGCCGCUCGUGCUGCUGCUGCACAUCCUGCAGCUCGGACCCGUCGUCAGGUGUCUGGAGGCGUUCUGCAUCUAUGGCAGCGUGGGCCGCGUGGAGGAGCCGUACGUCAGCAUCACCAGGAAGAAGCAGAUGCCCCGCGGGGGCCAGUCUGAGGAGGUGGAGCGGCAGGUGGGGCAGGCGGAGGGGAAACUCUUCACGCACCGAGCGGCCUUCGCCCGCACCUCUGUCAUUCAGGCCUUCCUCGGGUCGGCCCCCCAGCUCACCCUGCAGCUCUACAUCUGCGUGCUGCAGCGGGGGGUUUCCAUCGGAAGAGGCACACUGAUGGUGAUCUCCCUCCUGUCCAUCGUGUACGGAGCUCUGCGCUGCAACAUCCUGGCGAUUAAGAUCAAAUACGACGACUAUGAAGUGGACGUGCGGCCUCUGGCGUAUCUGUGCAUCUUCCUGUGGAGGAGCUUUGAGAUCGCCACCCGCGUGGUGGUCCUGGUCCUCUUCAGCUCCGUGCUGCAGCUCUGGGUGCUGCCGGUGGUCCUGCUGAACUUCCUGCUUUUCUUCCUCUACCCCUGGAUCCUGUUCUGGCAGAGCCACUCGCCGUUCCCCGAGAAUAUCGAAAAGACUCUGACCAGGGUGGGAACCACCAUCGUGCUCUGCCUGCUCACCUUCCUCUACGCCGGAAUCAACAUGUUCUGCUGGUCGGCGGUGCAGGUGAAACUCAGCGACCCGGACCUCAUCAACAAGUCCCAGAACUGGUACCGCAUGGCCGUGUACUACAUGCUGCGCUUCGUGGAGAACGCCUCGCUCCUCCUGCUGUGGUACAUCUACAAAACGGACUUCUACGAGUUCAUCUGCGCCCCGCUGCUGGUGCUGCAGCUGCUGGUCGCCUACGCCAUCGCCAUCUUCUUCAUGCUGGUCUUCUACCAGUUCUGUCACCCGUGCAGGAGGCUGUUCUCCUCCAACAUGACGCAGGGCUGCUGGGACUGCUCCUCUCUGCUCUGCCUGGUGUGCAGCUCUGCUUCAGCUCCCAACAGGCCGGUGAGAAAGACCGUCCUGGAGCCGCCGAGCCCCUCCGAGGGCAAGGAGCCGGCCGAGCGGCGGGCCCAGGAGACGGCCAGCGACAGCACGUACGACAUGCCCAACGACACGACGUACGACAUGCUUAACGACACAAUCUGCGACACUCCCAACGACACCAACAACGGCGGAGGGGAAAUCAAUGGUGACAUUCCCCACAGCAUGACCUGCAAUGCUUAAAGCGUCACAUUUGUGCUGAUUGAGAAACUCAUACUUUGUGUAACCCUCGAAGUGCCACAUGGAUCCCUCUGAGAGUUCACGCUCCUUUGGCCUCAUAAAUCCAUCUCAGCUCCUGACACCUGCGAGCAUGCAGAGGUGGUCACUGCUGUUUCCAUCACAGACAGUGAUGGACGCUGAGACGCUGUCCACUUUUAUGCUGCAUUACUGAUCACAUGGAUCCAUGAAUUUUAAGUGAUUGUAUUUGUCUGUCUUUGGCAUGGGAGUGUGCAUGUGUGGAGCCUCGGGUGAGGCUGAGGCGGAGCCGGAGAGAGGGGAUGACGAAUCUCUUCAGUUUGCUAAAUAACCCCUUUUCCUUACUAGUUUUCUGGCUGCGAGCAAUCAGCUUUUUUACUCCUUGAUAAAAGCUUUAUGGACAAUACCGCGCUGCUUCUGUGGUGUACUUGUGCUUGAUGAUGAGAUGUUUCAUCUCCACACAUCGGUCCAUCACCAUACACGCUACUGUAAAGCACGGAUGUUUUUUGCACGUUUACAAAAACAACAAAAAGGAUUUUUUAAAGUGGCUUUUAGGUGUUAAACCGUCGAGCAGCAGCAGCUGUCGUGAAGUGAAACGCUUCAUCUGGAUGUAUUUGCAUUUUUCUGAUUCAUGCAGGUUACCGUCUGUCAGCUCUAUGUCUGUAUGUCUCAUCACUUACUAUAUCUAACACACCAAGUCUGAUAAUAUCCAGCUGACCAAGCGUCAGUGUUUGAAGUGGUAACAUUUUGCUUAUUUCAAAACUUUUAAAGGAGAUCUAUUCUGCUUGCAUCUGAGGUUGCUCAUCAUUUGUUCCACAGUCAUUCAUUGAGGAUUUGCUAAUUUAAAAGAAAAAAGAUCUGAUUUAGUUAAGAACAGAGCAUUAUGCAUUAUCUGUGUGAUGUUAUAUUAACAGGUAUAACUUCCCUUCAAAUCCAUCCAUCCAUCUAUUUUCUACUGCUUAUUCAGGACCAGGUCACGUGGGCAGCAGUGUAAACAGGGAUGUCCAGACUUCCCUGUCCCCAGACUCUUCCUCCAGCUCCUCUGGGAGGAUCCCAAGGCGUUCCCAGACCAGAAAAGACACAUAGUCUCUCCAGCGUGUCCUGGGUCUUCCCCGGGGUCUCCUCCCGGUGGGACAUGCCCGGAACACCUCCCCAGGGGGGCGGCCAGUAGACAUCCUAAACAGACUCCCAAACCACCGCAGCUCCACCUCUGGAUGUGGAGGAGUAGCAGCUCUACUCUGAGCUCCUCCCUGGUGAUGUAGCUCCUCACCCCAUCAUUAAGGGAGUGCCCAGGCAACCCUACGGAGGAAGCUCAUUUCAGCCGCCUGUAUCUGGAUUUUUCCUUUCGGUCAUGACCCAAAGCUCAUGACCAUAGCUGAGGGUGGGAACGUAGCUUGACCAGUAAAUCGAGAGCUUUGCCUUUCGUCUCAGCUCCCUCUUAACCACGAUGGACCGAUCCACCUGUCAAGCUCACGCUCCAUCCUUCCCCCACUCGUGAACAACACCCAGAAAGAACCGGAAGACGUGGCAACAGGAUUGAGGAGGUUCUCAAAGUAUUCCUUCCGCCAUCUGAUAAUAUCCCCAGCUCCUGACCUCCACUGUAAAAAGUGUUGGAGGAGACCUGCUUUCCCCUCCUGAGGCACUGGAUGGUUUGCCAGAAUUUCUUCAAGGGCGACCGAUUGUCCUCCUCCAUGGCCUCCCUGAACUGAUCCCACCCAAGUUUUUGCUUCCACAACCACUCGGGCUGCAGUUCACUUGGCCUGCCGGUACCUGUCAGCUGCUUCUGGUGUCCCAUGAGCCAACAAGGCUCGAUAGGACUCCUUCAGCUUGACGGCAGCCCUUACUUCCAGUGUCCACCACCGGGUUCAGGGGCUGCCACCACGGCAGGCACUGGAGAUUUUGUUCUGAGCUCCAAGCAGCUGCCUCAACAGCAGAGGUCACGUCCCCCCGUAGAACAAUGGAGUCCCUAGCCGGAGCACUGUCCAGCACCCCUCCUUAGGGACUUCAAGGAGGCCGGGUACUCUGCACUGCUGUUCAGCCCUUAAACCGAAACAACAGUGAGGCACCUGUCCCCGACCCGAAGGCGCAGGGGCAGGACCCUCUCGUUCACCGGUGAACUCCAACACGUGAGGGGCUAUAAGCAAACCCACACCAGACCUGCUGCCUCGCACCACGAGCAAUGCCAGGAAAGUGGAGAGUCUAUCCCUUCUCAAGUGGCUCUCUGGAUUCCAGAGCCCCGGCUGUGUGGAGGUGAGCCCGACUUUAUCUAGUCGGUACCUCCCAACCUCCCUCAAAAGCUCCGGCUCCUUUCCUCAACAAAAUGAAAUUCCACGUCCCAGGAUCUAGUCUGUUCGAGGAUCGGGUCGCUGGGCACUCUGCCAUCAGCUGCCACCCAGUCCACACUGCACCCGGCCCCUACGGUUCCCUCAGUGGGUUGUGAGUACACCGAAGGUCGGGCCCACAUUGAGCAGAGGCCUGGUCACCAGGUGCUCGCAUGCGAGUCCCAAACCCAGACCUGGCUCUGGGGGGGGCACCAGCUGUGCCAUACUGGGCGAUGUCCUGGUCCUUGACUGUAUUCUAGUCAUAGGGGCUUUUGACCUGCUCUUAGUCUGGCCUGUCACCCAGGACCUGUUUGCCAUGGGAGACUAUAAUGCCCCCCGGGAUCAUGCAGGCACUCAAACUUCCCCACCAUAAGGUGACAGUUCAGAAGAGGAAGCACUUAAAAUCCUUGUAUUUUAAAGUGUGUGCUACUACCUGCAUCAUAGUCUUCACGUUUGAGACCAGCCUCAUUAUCCAAAAGGGAUGAUAGUUAAAAUAUAAAAAGACUGCAACAAUGUGGCAUCGCUUCAAAAUGAACACAAGAAAAUGUAACUUUACAGAUCUGAUCAUAAUAGAUUUCCUUUAAUGUGUAUCAUGUGUGAGAGUGAGAGAAUGUCAGUGUGCUUGAUUUUGCACUAACUUUUUCCAAUGUAUCAACAGAGGAUCGACGACCUCGAGAAUCAUGUGAAUGCUCCAGUUUAUACAAAUUAUACAAGAAAUCUUUCAAGCCAAAAAAUAAAAAAAAGAUGACUUUCUAUGAAUAUCAGUCUACUACACAAAAUAAAAGGCAUUUAAAUGAGAACAAUUCCACUUUAAAAAAAUGAAACUAAAUAUAUAUUUAUAUGUGAAAACUGUCUGGGUUGUCUUGUUGUUGUUCUCUUCAGUGUUAUGCUGACAUCUA